AUGAUCACGGAUAAACGAACGAAUAUGGGAGUUGAAAAAAUUGAUUGUAUAUUAUUUUUAAGAAAAAAUCUUAAUAUUCUCAAGAACCUAUUGAACCCAGAUCCGAAUGAAGUUGCAGCAAAUAAACAUUUCCAACGAUUUGCUGCUUUGAAACCAGUUGCUGGUGUUAUAGAAAAAUUAUCCAACGCUGAAGUUGGUGCAAAUAUUGAACUAAUGAGCUUUAGCGGAAUGAUGACAAUUAACAUUCCACCACCACCAAGUGAUCGGAUAUGGAUUGGUUUUUCUGAAAUGCCUGAUUUAAAUCUUAAAGUAACACCUGUAUUUGGUGAAAGUAAAUAUUCCUAUACAUUGAUUCAUGAUUUUCUGGAAGCACGAAUUCGAGACGAAAUUAAACGUCUUCUUGUACUUCCAGCAAUGGAUGAUCAAUUAUUACCAUUUUUUCGUGAUUGGGUUCUUGAUAUUAUUGGUGAAAUAGCUUCGAAAUCCUCGAAUCAGGAUAUGAAUCGAACAAGCAGUGAAGAGUUUUAA
Messenger RNA from Adineta steineri, 528 nucleotides. Lineage: Eukaryota; Metazoa; Rotifera; Eurotatoria; Adinetida; Adinetidae. The record is from the annotation of a GenBank genome assembly.